Pelobates fuscus (common spadefoot toad) is the source of this 3167-nucleotide messenger RNA. It is a transcript of the gene BSND, whose product is annotated as barttin CLCNK type accessory subunit beta. Gene Ontology annotation, cellular component: plasma membrane; basolateral plasma membrane. NCBI's taxonomy places the organism in Eukaryota, Metazoa, Chordata, Amphibia, Anura, Pelobatidae. Gene Ontology annotation, biological process: chloride transport. The transcript has 4 exons. The coding region runs from base 132 to 1049 and encodes 305 amino acids. The record is from RefSeq and is a predicted model, not a curated record. Gene Ontology annotation, molecular function: chloride channel regulator activity.
GACAGAACAUCUAUUGCUCUUUAGAAUUGUGUGAUACCCACUCAGGCAAAUGCUAUUGUGAUUAUUCAGGAUUCUAUUUAAUUUAUUUUAUUUAAUUAAAAAAAUAUCUUCAUUUUUGGCUGCAGAAAGACAUGGCAGAGGAUAAAACUUUUCGCUACGGGCUGAUUGUCCUGGGAUUUUUUUUGGUGAUGAUUGGCAUGUUUAUAAUGAGCGUUGAUAAGCCCCAUGUCUAUAUCACAUUUUGUACCAUGGGUGUAUUUAUGGUGUGCAUUGGAAUUACCUGGAGUAUAUGUCAGUGCUAUCCUAAGAUCACCUUUACUCCUGUUGAUAUGGAAGCCGCUGCACUAACAGAGAAGAGUUCAGGAUACCCUUAUAAUGAAAAGCCGGAGAAACCUUGGUCAACUACUCACUAUACCACUAGUAAGGAGGCGGAACGCUUUGAAACAUCUUUGCCAUCGUAUGAGCAGAUUGAGAAAAAAGUAGAGGGACCUGCUGAGCCAAAGGGAGAUCUUUCCAUCCCGUCUUUCAUGCAAACUACGUUAUCAACCGGUUCAAAGUCUAAGCUUCAAGCCAUGGUUGAAAUUCACGAGAAUUUAAUUGAUGUUACAGGAAUACCGAAUGGGAUAGAAGAUAUAGAGUGCCAGUCAGAUGAUCGGAAAGCUGCUCCCCUUGCAUUGGUGGAAGGAGACACUAGCUCAUCCUCUGAUGACAGUAGCAGUAGUGAUUCCUCUCUGAAGAGCUGUGAUGCAGUCCAGAAUGAUGAAACCAAAAACGAUAUAAAAGAACUUCUGGGAAGCCCUUACUCUGGUGAAGGGCUUACCCUUAUAGAUGCAUCGGCACCAACGUAUGAAAGAAUAGGUCCAUCUUUGGAACAAGUUAGAGCUUUAGGACCAAACUGGGUGCUGGGCGCUGACGGAGAAGAAGAAUUUGUGCAAGCUUUGUUUUUACCUGAGCACACGCAAGAACCAGAAAUAGAUGAAAUGUAUUACAGAUUGGAAGAUGAGCCAGAUAAUAUAUUGAUUGCCGGAGAAUCAGACUUGGAACAGUGACCGCAAAGCUGAUAAUAAAAACUAACAAUCUCUUUUAAACCACAGAUGAAAAACAAUGCCAAAUACUGGAUAUCUAUAAAUUUCAAGUUAUACUCCUCAGUUGUGAUUUUUUCAAUGGGUUACUUGCAAAAUUGAAAGAGUCCAUGUUCAGUAGCUUAAAAAGCACUCAGAGUAUUUCAGAAGUCCCUUAGUGUGCUCCAUGCAGUGUGCUCAGAGAGAGGAGGUUGGCUGCCUCGCCUAAUGGCCAUACAGUGCUGGUACAAGGAAUUCUAUUACUUGAACCAAAAAUCCACAUUGCUGCCAGCCCUCUUAUAUCAUUUAUACCUUCAGCCUAUUUUUCCUUCUCAACUUUGCUUCUCUCCUCUGGUAUUUCCCUGUUAUCUCUCUCGGCUCUCUGUUAGUGUUUUUUUUUUUUAAUUGGUUAACUGUGUGUGGUGGCUGUAUGGGAUGACUGUUUGUUUGCUAUGUGUAAAGCUGUGCACUAUGUUUGGGGUGGCUGCUUGUGGGUAACUGUAUGUUGUGGAGUGUGUGAGAAACAUAGAAACAUAGAAUGUUACGGCAGAUAAGAACCAUUCGACCCAUCUAGUCUGCCCAAUUUAAGGCUGUAUGUAUGGUGUAUGGGAAGACUGUGGGAGUGGGUUGGCUGUCAUUAUGUUUGUGUUGUGUGGCAUAGGUUGUUUACGUUGUGUCUAGUCUGUCCGUGUGUGUUUUUCAAGGCUGUGUGUGUUGCGUGUUGCCUGUGAGGUGAGGAUGUUGUGCAUAGGAUUGUGUAUGUGUGUAGGGAGGUUAUAUCUUUGAGGUGACUGCAUGUGGUGGGUGGAUGUGUCUAGAGGGAUGUGUGUUUUAGCUGUGUGUUGGGAGGCUCUGUGUAUUGUGUGUAGGAAGACUGUGUGGGAAAUGCUGUGUCUGUAGGGUGGUUGUGUGUCAUGUUGGUGGCUUUGGUUGUGUUUUCUGUAGAGGCUCGGUAUUGUUUGUGGGGUGGGAAGGCUUUGCGUGCAGAUUCUGUGUGUGGGGAGGCUGUGUAUAUUUUGUGUGGGUGGUUCUUUGAGUUCUAUGUAUGUGUGGCGAGGCUGUGUUUGUGAGAAGGGUUUGUCUGUUGAGGCUCUGUAUGUUGUGCGUGUGUGAAGGCUGUGUAUUAUGUCCAGCCUUCCUAAACAAUACAAUAUUAGUUUUAAAAACUUCAUACACCAUGUGUUUUGAAGCCGAUACUAUCUUUCUUUUCUGUGAGAUAAGACCUGCAACCUCUAAAACUACAUCCACAGCUCUGCAAGAAAGUCACUAAAGCCCUCCCUGGAUGUGUCUUGAUGUGCUCACCUGGCCGUAAUUGGUGGUUAAACAAAUAUUUUAGUUUUUCUUAUAUUUUGCAGUCCUUGAAAAAAGAGCAAGUCACUGCAUACUUCAGGAACAAGUAGAUCUGACCAAGUGUCCAUAAAUAAGGGAUGCACCAAUUCAGUCAUGUUGUAUACAUUUAUUUAGAUAUAUAUUUUCCACUAGUUUAUAUCAAUGGUUUUACAGCAAAAUAUUGAAUGGCAGGCUGUGACAAAUGGUUCUAGUUGCUAAUCCUAAAUUAAGGUAAAGUAAGGCAAUUCUCACUCCAAUAAAGCUAAUUAGUAACUCCUUCAUGUUGUACAUUAUUACAGAUAUUGUAUAAUAUUGCAUUGUUCUAAUAAUUUACAAAACUCGUUUAGCAAGAUAUGUGAAUUUUGAUUAGUAUUUUACAGGUUAAUUAUCAAAACAGUUUACUGGCUAAAAUUAUAGUUAACAUUUCAAGUUUAAAGUGUUAAUUUGCAUAUUAUUAUUUAUUUAGCACCAACAAAUAGAUAGAAUAUUCUGUUGAAAAGUAUACCAACAGAGUUAUUCAUUAAGGUGAGAAUUCAAAGUGAAUUUUAAAUUUAUGAUCUAAGCAGUCGAAAUUGAAUUUUUAAAUUCACUUUGAAUUUUCAAUUUAGUAAAUAUCCCUUAUUUAAAUUUUGUGAGUGCAGCAACGCACUUAUUAAAUUAUUAUUAUUAAAGGAAAUUUCGUACUGCUUAUAAAUUGUGGAGUCGAGAAAAAAAAAGCUAUUUAUCUGGAGCUUUUUUCUUUAUUUGUUAUUGAAUAUGAAAGGAUAUAAAAAGAGA